This is a messenger RNA of Phycomyces blakesleeanus NRRL 1555(-), 2327 nucleotides long. RefSeq lists its product as hypothetical. The record is from RefSeq and is a predicted model, not a curated record. Gene Ontology annotation, cellular component: mitochondrial outer membrane; nucleus; cytosol. Gene Ontology annotation, molecular function: protein binding. The coding region runs from base 233 to 2209 and encodes 658 amino acids. NCBI's taxonomy places the organism in Eukaryota, Fungi, Mucoromycota, Mucoromycetes, Mucorales, Phycomycetaceae. The transcript is spliced from 4 exons.
CCCCCCCUCCUUUAUUAUCCCUAGACUUUUUUUCACCACCAAACGUUCUUUAAUUAUUUAUUUAUUUAUUUUCAUAUCAUAUCAUACCAUUUAAUAUCCUUUCAUCUCAUACUACAUUAUACUCGACUCAAUUCAAUUCAAUUCAAUUCAAUUUAAUUAAUAUAUUUGAAAACAAAAAAGAAAUUUCUUUACUCUCAAACACAAAACAGACAAACAGACAGCCAAAUAAAUUAUGCCAAUAUUAGCAAUGGAUUCCAAACCAGCAAAACCUGAACAUAAUCUCGGUGGCAACAAAAAGACUCAUGUCAAGCCCUCAUUACGCUCCAUUGCCCGCAUCGGCUCUUCUUUUACGAAUCUCGUCAACCUGGCCGAGACCGAAAAGUCAAGCUUAGAAAGCCUUAAAGAAGAAGACGUCAAGAAAAAGGAGAUGUUUGACUCGAUUGUCCAGGUCCGGCGUGCGUUUGACCUCUUUCUUGACUCCCGUAUCUCGGAAGCCGAAACCAUCCUGACCCCACACUGCGAAACUUCGAUGUACCAUUCGCUCGGAUACGGAUUCAUCCUGUUUCUCAAGUGCAUGAUGACCUUUGAAAAGGACGAUAUCAACACCACUCUCCAGGUCCUCAAGAAAACCAUUAAUCUGGCCAGUCGAGAACGCAAAAAGGAUGCCGGCUGGUUGGAUAACAUCACCACAUGGGUCAAGGCAAAUGGAGGACUAGAGUACACAAAGUCAUUGACCUGUACUCAACGCCACGCCGAGCUGGUCUAUGCAGAGGCAUACCUCUUGAAAGCUCUGUUGGGAAUUGUCUAUGACGAGAGCAUGGUAUCGUUUUUGCGGGAGGGAUUAAACAUCAGGUCAAGUUACAACACCUACUGCACUUUAGAAAAGUACGUCUUGUUUGUCCAGCAAGAGGCGGCCAAGGGAAAAGACGUUUCGGCUGGUUACGAGCUCGAUGACCAUUUUACGUCUGGGGUUGCACUGGGCGUCGGCUGUUUCAACCUGAUUUUGUCAAUGAUGCCUCCAUCGGUUGUCAAGCUGGCCGAGUUUGUUGGCUUUUCAUUCAACCGUGCGCACGGUAUGGCCAUGCUAGAUUCAGACGAAGGAUUACGACGCCAGCUGUGCGAUAUGGUGAUAAUUUUGUACCACAUCGUGCUCUCGCGGAUGAUGCCCCUCGAAAAUGUGGACGUCAAUCUGGCCGAGCGUGUGUUGGCCUACAAUCUCGAGAUCUACCCAAAUGCGGUCUUCUUUCUGUAUUUCAAUGGCCGGCUGCUGAUGAGCAAGCAGAGACUGGAGGAUGCCAAGGUGCAGUACCACAAGGCAAUCGACAUCCAAAAGGACUGGAGACAGUUGCAGCACAUGUGUUAUUGGGAGCUUGGUGUGAUUGCGUUUAUUCAGCAAGACUGGAGUGUGGCACACAAGAUGUUUGAUAUCCUUUCCAAAGAGAGCAACUGGUCCAAGGCAGCCUACAGCUACCUCAAGGCAGUUGCGUUUUAUAUGCUGACCGAAGAGGAGAACAAAAAGGAUUCUAAAGGUCUAGGAGAUGUCAAGAAGUUGAUGAAGAAGGUUGAUGGUGAAAGAAAGAAGAUUGCUGGAAAAUCAAUUCCCAUGGAGAAAUUCGUGUCACGCAAAUCACGAAAAUUCGGUUUGCAGAAUAAGCUUGUGCUGCCAGACCUGGAGAUCCUUCAUGCCUUUUCAGCAUUUGAUUUUAUGCCGAUAGAAUUGCUCAAGAUCGAUCUUAAAAGGACACAAGAUGCGCUGGACAAGCUCGAGACUUCGGAGCAAUACUAUCAUGAUGAUCUGUGCCUGGUGUAUUACCUCCGUGCCGUGAUCUUGCGUAACAUUGACCAACGACUGGAAUCUGACGUAUCAAAUGAGGGCGAGAAUGAAAGGGUUCGGGUUAGAGCCGACCAUGCCAGAUCGAUCAAGACCGUGUUCGAGAAUGCCGAGAAGGUCAAGCUGGACCACUAUGUUUAUUACUUUGCACAUUAUGAAAAGGCGCAGAUGCUGAUGGAGGAGAACUCGUUAAAGGAGGCCGAGGCUGAGAUCCAGGUUGUCUUGAAAGCCAAUGACAAGGGACAGUAUGGAGUUGGAAGUGGACAGCAUGCAAAGAGCAAGUAUAGUUUGGCCAAUGCUCUUGGAUUCAAGUGUCACAACUGCCUAUCAAAGAUCCAGGCGCUGGCGUCAGAACAGGAAAAGGGGCAGGGGAAAUAAGAUUAUUAUUUUUUGGCUAUUUGUAAUUCAAAAGAAAGAAACAAAAAGAAAUAGUGUAUAUAUAAACCAAACAAACAGAUAAAUAAAUAAAAAUAUAUAUUUGUAUAUAUUUAUACAU